Messenger RNA from Vigna umbellata (rice bean), 862 nucleotides. NCBI's taxonomy places the organism in Eukaryota, Viridiplantae, Streptophyta, Magnoliopsida, Fabales, Fabaceae. The record is from RefSeq and is a predicted model, not a curated record.
AAGAGCAAUGUCUGUGCAUGUGUUCUCUUGACAAAAUGAAAAUAUCUGUUGUGCUAGAAAACAAAGAAAGGUUAAGUGUUGGACGUGGAAGACAACAUGUGGUUGUGAGAAGAUAAGUAAUAUGCGUACACAUAUUCAUCAGCGUUGGUUAUAUAUACCUAACUAAAUCGCCGCUAUCCCCUCACAAAACCUCUUCAUUGCAGAGUUAGUCGUUUCAGCUAAGAAAAGAGGAACAAAACAAUGGCAACAAUAGCAGGUGGUGUCAGUCUUUCGAGCCCAAGGAGAGUAUUUGCUAAUGCCAAGGGAUCAAACUCUGCGCCAAAGGCCCAGGCAAUUAGCUUCCCACUCUUCAGGCCCACACAUAAGUGGCCCGCUUUGGUAGGGGUGGGGAAGGCCCGGCUCAUUCGUGCAACGCCGGAAAAGAUAGCGGAUAAGGUGGAGGAGAGCAUAAAGAGCGCGGAGGAGGCCUGCUCGGGAGGCGGGACUGACGCGGAAUGCGCGGCGGCUUGGGAUGAGGUGGAGGAGCUGAGCGCUGAGGCUAGCCACGCCAGAGCGAAGCAGAAGGAGUCUGACCCGCUGGAGAGCUACUGCAAGGAUAACCCCGAAACCGAUGAGUGCCGCACUUAUGAUAAUUAAGUUAUCUUGUGUUACAUGUUUCAAUGAAUCCACUUGUAUUAAUUAAUUCUUAUUUAUAAAUUAUACCAAUAAUUCAAACUCUGCCACUCUUCCCAGUGGUUGUGUUGUGGUGGAUGCUUAGGUGCAACUUUUAUAUACUUGUAAAUGUCAACACUUCAACGUAAAUGAUGCAAAUGGUGACUUGUACACCAAAACAUUUUUAAUAAACUUACCACAUGAAUAGCUG